CUACUCCCUAUCAAAUUCCAAUUAAAGAACGCAAAGAAUCAUGAAACUAGGGUUUCGCAGGAGUUGGUGAUGCAUUCUGCCUCAAUCUGUCGUGAUUAUCAGUUCGAAUCAUAGAACAUUCCUACUACAUUGACCUGGUAUUCCAGGCAAAGGUGCGAAAUAUGGGGGCGCAGGUUGAAGAAGACGGAUUGAAGAAGUUAGAGUAUCUCUCCCUUGUUUCGAAGGUGUGCUCGGAGUUGGAGACGCAUAUAGGCGUCGGAGACAAGGUUCUGGCGGAGUUCAUCACGGAAAUGGGCCGGAACUGUGAGACUGUGGAGGAGUUCGAUGAACAAUUGAAGGAGAGUGGCGCUGAGAUGCCCGAUUACUUCGUUCGGACGCUGCUGACUAUAAUCCAUGCAAUUCUUCCUCCGAAACCCAAGUCUGAGUCCGAGAAGGAUUUGAAGAGGACCGAUAAAGGUGAAAAGUUUUCUGCUUUGAAAAUUAAGGAUGAUAGGGAAAGGAUUAAGGAGUUGGAGAGGGAGAUUGAGGUCGAAGCGAAGAAGAAUCGAGGAAAAGAUGAGGAAGAAGAUAGGCGGGACAGAGAUGAUAGGCGGGAUAGGAGAAGAGAGAGGGGUAGAGAUGAUAGAAGAGAUAGGGAUAGAGACAGUAGAAGAGAUAGGGAUAGAGAUGAUAGACGAGAAAGGGAUAGGGGUGAUAGAAGAGAAAGGGGCAAUGAUGCUGAAUAUCGAAGUCAGGACAGGGACAGGGAUAGGGAUAAUAGAUAUGAUAAGAGGAAAAGAAGAGAUUAUGAUGAAGAUAGGGAUGAUGAUAGAAAGAAAGGGAUGUAUAGAUCGGAGGAACCUGAAUUGUAUAGAGUGUAUAAGGGGAGAGUCUCCAGGGUAAUGGACACAGGUUGUUUUGUUCAGCUGGAUGAGUGCAGAGGGAAAGAAGGAUUAGUUCAUAUUUCACAGAUGGCAACUCGGAGGGUUGCAAAUGCAAAAGAUUUGGUGAAGAGGAAUCAGGAGGUAUACGUGAAGGUAAUUUCAGUGAGUGGGCAGAAAUUGAGUUUGUCCAUGAGGGAUGUUGAUCAGAAUACUGGAAAAGAUUUGCUACCACUGAAGAAGAGCUUAGAUGAUGAUGGUUUGAGGGAAAAUCCAUCUGGGCGAAAUAUGGAGGGGAGUAGGACGAGAAUUGGGCUUUCAGGGAUUCGGAUCAUAGAGGAUGAUGUUGUUGUCCCAUCAAGAAGGCCAUUGAAGAGAAUGAGUUCGCCAGAGAGGUGGGAGGCAAAACAACUCAUGGCUUCAGGUGUCUUAACUCUUAAGGAGUGUCCUAUGUUUGAUGAAGAAGGAGAUGGAAUGUUGUAUCAGGAAGAAGGUGCUGAAGAGGAGCUCGAGAUUGAGUUGAAUGAAGAUGAACCGCCUUUCUUGCAAGGCCAGAGUCGGUACUCGGUUGAUAUGUCUCCCGUUAAGAUUUUUAAAAAUCCCGAGGGUUCCUUGAGUCGAGCAGCUGCACUCCAAUCUGCUUUGAUAAAGGAGAGGAGAGAAGUAAGGGAGCAGCAACAAAGAACAAUGCUUGAUUCCAUCCCUAAAGAUCUAAAUAGACCAUGGGAGGAUCCAAUGCCCGAGACAGGUGAGAGGCAUCUGGCCCAAGAGCUGAGGGGUGUUGGUUUGUCAGCCUAUGAUAUGCCAGAGUGGAAGAAAGAUGCUUAUGGUAAAGCACUUACUUUUGGACAGAGGUCAAAGCUUUCCAUUCAGGACCAAAGGCAGAGUCUACCCAUUUACAAGCUGAAGAAGGAAUUGGUUCAAGCUGUACAUGAUAACCAGGUCUUGGUUGUCAUCGGAGAGACAGGUUCAGGCAAGACAACACAGGUGACACAGUAUCUAGCUGAGGCAGGAUAUACUACAAGAGGUAAAAUUGGAUGUACUCAACCACGUAGAGUGGCCGCAAUGUCUGUGGCAAAGAGGGUUGCCGAGGAGUUUGGUUGCCGGUUAGGGGAAGAAGUUGGUUACGCCAUUCGUUUCGAGGAUUGUACUGGGCCAGAGACUGUGAUAAAGUAUAUGACAGAUGGUAUGCUGUUGAGGGAGAUACUGGUGGACGAGAGUUUGUCUCAGUAUUCCGUUGUAAUGCUUGAUGAAGCUCAUGAGAGAACCAUUCAUACCGAUGUUCUCUUUGGUCUCUUGAAGCAAUUAGUUAAGAGAAGACCAGACCUUCGGUUGAUCGUCACAUCUGCAACUUUAGAUGCAGAGAAGUUUUCUGGAUACUUUUUCAACUGUAACAUCUUUACUAUCCCAGGGAGAACCUUUCCAGUGGAGAUACUUUACACCAAGCAGCCAGAGGGUGACUAUCUUGAUGCAGCUUUGAUAACAGUUAUGCAGAUUCACUUAACAGAACCUGAAGGUGAUAUUCUUCUUUUCUUAACUGGUCAGGAAGAGAUUGAUUAUGCUUGCCAGUGUCUUUAUGAGAGGAUGAAAGGUCUGGGUAAGAAUGUUCCUGAAUUGAUAAUCUUACCUGUUUAUAGUGCCCUGCCUAGUGAAAUGCAGUCUAGAAUCUUUGAGCCUGCCCCUCCAGGGAAGAGAAAAGUAGUUGUUGCUACAAAUAUUGCCGAAGCUUCUUUAACAAUAGAUGGCAUUUUUUAUGUUAUAGAUCCAGGUUUUGCUAAGCAAAAUGUAUAUAAUCCAAAACAGGGGCUUGAUUCAUUGGUCAUAACGCCUAUAUCACAAGCCUCAGCGAAGCAAAGAGCUGGGCGUGCUGGACGAACGGGGCCAGGAAAGUGUUAUCGUCUUUAUACAGAGAGUGCAUUUCACAAUGAAAUGUCUCCUACAUCAAUCCCUGAAAUUCAGCGUAUUAACCUUGGGAUGACCGUGCUUAAUAUGAAAGCUAUGGGUAUUAAUGAUCUUUUGUCCUUUGAUUUCAUGGAUCCUCCCUCUCCUCAAGCACUAAUAUCCGCCAUGGAGCAGCUGUUCACUCUAGGAGCUCUUGAUGAAGAGGGGCUGUUGACAAAGUUGGGUAGGAAAAUGGCUGAAUUUCCUCUGGAACCUCCAUUGUCCAAAAUGCUCCUCGCCAGUGUAGACCUUGGAUGCAGUGAUGAGAUUUUGACCAUCAUUGCAAUGAUUCAGACGGGUAAUAUUUUUUACCGACCUCGAGAGAAACAAGCACAAGCUGAUCAGAAAAAGGCAAAGUUCUUUCAACCAGAGGGUGAUCAUCUCACCCUGCUUGCAGUUUAUGAAGCCUGGAAAGCCAAAAAUUUUUCUGGACCCUGGUGCUUUGAAAACUUUGUACAAUCGCGGUCUUUGAGACGUGCUCAGGAUGUCAGAAAACAGCUCCUUUCCAUCAUGGACAAGUACAAACUGGAUGUUGUGAGUGCUGGAAGAAAUUUUACGAAGAUAAGGAAGGCCAUAGCUGCAGGUUUCUUUUUCCAUGGUGCUAGGAAGGAUCCACAAGAAGGGUAUAGAACCCUGGUUGAGAACCAGCCAGUAUAUAUACAUCCUAGUAGUGCUGUAUUCCAAAGGCAGCCAGAUUGGGUUAUUUAUCAUGAGCUUGUGAUGACAACAAAGGAAUAUAUGCGUGAGGUCACAGUCAUUGAUCCCAAGUGGCUUGUAGAGCUGGCACCGCGAUUUUUCAAAGUGGCCGACCCAACUAAAUUAAGCAAACGGAAGAGACAGGAACGCAUUGAACCUCUUUAUGACAGAUAUCACGAGCCUAAUUCUUGGCGGUUGAGUAAAAGGCGUGCUUGAUAUGUGCUUCAACAAUGCACUUACUAUUUCGGAGGAUUUUGUCAUACUACUUUGCCAAUUUCUAAUGCACUUAUUAUUUCGGAGGAUUUUGUCAUACUACUUUGUCAAUUUCUGUAACUAUAGUACACUGACUUUUCCUACGGAGUAUUUCCUAUUAAAGCUUUUAUUCAAAAA
Messenger RNA from Ipomoea nil (Japanese morning glory), 3887 nucleotides. Its product is annotated as probable pre-mRNA-splicing factor ATP-dependent RNA helicase DEAH5. Gene Ontology annotation, molecular function: RNA helicase activity; RNA binding; ATP binding. The record is from RefSeq and is a predicted model, not a curated record. The coding region runs from base 162 to 3713 and encodes 1183 amino acids. NCBI's taxonomy places the organism in Eukaryota, Viridiplantae, Streptophyta, Magnoliopsida, Solanales, Convolvulaceae. Gene Ontology annotation, cellular component: intracellular anatomical structure; catalytic step 2 spliceosome. The transcript has 4 exons. Gene Ontology annotation, biological process: spliceosomal complex disassembly; mRNA splicing, via spliceosome.